AUGGUACAGAACGCGCUCCUCCCGAAGCCUCUCCCCGCAGACUCCCUUGUCGUUGGCCAACUGGUCACAGAGCCACUACACCCAGAACGCGAAUCAUUCUACCCCGAUAAGGCACAUGCAGAGGUGGACGAUCUGAAUGACUUCCAUAUCCAGCUCCGUUACAAAGACCUCUACUCGGUCGAUGCCGAAGGCCGAUUCACAACCAACUAUGGCGCGAGGUUCGAUCUGGGAAAGAUAUACAGACAGCCUAAUCUGCUUACUGUCAAGGCCGAGCAGAUGAUACAGCGGACCACGCAGUCAUCAUCAAGGGCCUUCCAAGCUGUGUGCAGCGACCCCGAAGCACGCAUCUGGAUGGCCGAGCAGAUCAGGGCGGGCAAGCCCCUCUACAUCGUCCUUGGCCUGACCGAGCUCAAGAACGCAACCUUCAAGCGUGCCAAACUGCGUGACGCAGGUGCCUCGAACCGUAUCAAUGAAACGCCCAUCGAAAGGGACGCCAAAGUUCCUGGGUCCUUACGUGGCAGGUCCGAAGGCAGUUUGGGUGACAUCGGCACCGAGCCAUCUAUAUCAGGCGUGUUUGGCAUGGAUGUGCGACACGUUGCAGCAAGGAUCACAACGCCCGUGGAGCCACACAGGCUGGAAGACAUUGGAUACAGGUGGUACUACUAUGACGUACCGGGCUCUCAGGACAAGGAACAGCUGAUGGUGGGGCUGGGCGAGCAGUUGAAGGCGAACGAACUUCGUUUGAUGCUCGACCUCACAGAGGACGACGUUCAGGGCAAUCUUGACGCCAUCAGCAAGCUCAGUCUCGAUGCGUUGAGCGCUACAGCGAGCCCAAUGCUUAAGCCUAGUACGCCGAUGCUCAGAGGACGCUCGCCUUCUCCUCAUCCUACCAUGCUCCGCUCUUAG
Alternaria postmessia is the source of this 906-nucleotide messenger RNA. RefSeq lists its product as uncharacterized. NCBI's taxonomy places the organism in Eukaryota, Fungi, Ascomycota, Dothideomycetes, Pleosporales, Pleosporaceae. The record is from RefSeq and is a predicted model, not a curated record. Bases 1 to 906 code for a protein of 301 amino acids. The transcript has a single exon.